UAACCGGGCGCGCCCCUUCGAAGGGGCGGUUCUCGCAGUGGAAAGCGGACGGCGGCGAUGGCGACGGCGGGCGGCCUUGGAUACGGCGUUCAGAACCCUCCAAUGGAGGUAUCGAGGGACCAGGAUCUCGUCGCAGACCUCCAAUCCCAGCUGGUCUCUCUCCGCCACCGGGUGGAGGAAUUGGAGAGGGAGAAAGAGAGAUUGUUAUCACGGAUAUCUCGCUGCCGGUGCUCGAAGGAAGAAGAUGUAACAUUUCUAUCUAAUGCUACUGUGAGCUCUGAAAGAACUCUUCAAGAGGACCAGCAGAAUGAACUUCAUGCAACUGAGAAUUCAGAACCUGCCAUGAUCUGUUCUUCUGACCAUCCAUUCAUGUCCUGUAGUAAUUCAGUCAAGCAGGAUGAAAUUACACAGGCCAAUGGUUUUCAUGCGGAGAACACUGCCAAGUUUAUCAAGCAUGAAUCAAGAGAGGAAACAGGUUGCCACCUGAGGACUGUACAUCACUUCGCAAAGAGAUAUGUUGCUCUGAAAAUCAUGUAUUUUGGUCAGAGGUUUUAUGGUUUUGCUUCAGAGGCUCAGAUGAAUCCAACUGUUGAGUCUGAGAUAUUUAAGGCACUUGAGAGGACGAAGCUUUUGGUUGGCAAAAAGGAGGACUCAAAUUACUCGAGGUGUGGUAGGACCGACAAGGGUGUUUCAUCAAAUGGCCAAGUGAUUUCGCUAUAUUUACGAUCCAACCUGAAGGGCAUCGGUGCAAACAGCAAAAAAGAGGAGUCCACAUCGGAAGAAAAAUGUGAGAUUGAUUAUGUAAAGGUGCUGAAUAAAGUCCUCCCAAAAGAUAUACGAGUGCUAGGCUGGUGUCCUGUUUCCACGGAUUUCCAUGCAAGGUUUAGCUGUUUAAGCAGAGAAUAUAGGUACCUUUUCUGGAAGGGAACUUUGGACAUAUUGGCAAUGCAGGAGGCUGCGAAGAAGUUUAUCGGGGAGCACGACUUCAGAAAUUUCUGUAAGAUGGAUGCGGCAAACGUGAAUAACUAUAAGCGCCAUAUCACAAUCUUUGACAUCUCUUCUUCCAAUAAAAGGUUCAGUGAUAAUGAACUAUGGGCAAUGACGAUCAAGGGGAGUGCUUUUCUGUGGCAUCAAGUCCGGUGCAUGGUUGCUGUGUUAUUUAUGAUUGGUCAAGGUCUUGAAUCCCCUAAUAUAGUUGAUGUGCUACUGGAUACCAACAACACUUGGAGAAAACCUCAGUACAACAUGGCACCGGAGCUCCCAUUGAUUCUAUGUUUUUGCAAAUUCAAAAAUGUCAACUUUAUUUGUUCAUCAGAUGCCAGCCGAGCUUUGCACGAACACUUGAAGAAUGAAUUCCAGAGUUACAUGAUGCAAGCAGCCAUAUUUCAUGAGGCCCUGGGUUGUUUACCCAUUCCAGAUGAGAGUUCAGCAGAACCUGGUCGGAAGAAAAAAGGUCAUAUUCCUCUCAUGCUGCGUCCAACAGAACCAUCAUAUGAUGAACGGCGUGCCAAAUUGAACGCCAAAGCUACUCAUAAGAGGUCACCAAAUUGCCCUGAAAAAAUAAAUCAUGAACCGAACUAAUUGAUGCACCUAUAGUCAAUUUGAUUUCAUGACCUAUGAUGAUGGAAACCCCAAUUAUUUCCCAGCCUGGCGCAAGGACCCAGCAGUUUCAUAGCCAUCUGUACCGCAAGUGAAGUCAUUAUGAUGAUGAACUGGCUUAAGAAACAAUGAGGAUCCAAGGGAGGUCCAUAAUGCUGCUUAUAUUAUUACCAAAACCGUGUUCCCUUUUAUCUGAAAGUUUGUUUCAAGCUGGGAGCUGGGCGAGAUAGAAUAACUAUAGUUAUGAUUAUUCUGAAGCUAGGUAGUCCAAUAAAAUUCAUUGUCCAUGCUCAUGCCAAGCUUGCAAAUUAUGUCAUUACAGUAGCUGCUUGCUAUUUUCUUUAAGAUUGUACCUUGUAAACAUGUUGUCCAUCGCAUCUCUCCUCCAUAUUUUCCUGAACCAGAACAGUAUUAAGAAUUAAUUUUACUAGGUCGAGUUCCUGGCC
Elaeis guineensis (African oil palm) is the source of this 2045-nucleotide messenger RNA. RefSeq lists its product as uncharacterized. NCBI's taxonomy places the organism in Eukaryota, Viridiplantae, Streptophyta, Magnoliopsida, Arecales, Arecaceae. The record is from RefSeq and is a predicted model, not a curated record. Gene Ontology annotation, biological process: mRNA pseudouridine synthesis; tRNA pseudouridine synthesis. Gene Ontology annotation, molecular function: RNA binding; pseudouridine synthase activity. Gene Ontology annotation, cellular component: nucleus; cytoplasm.